CAGUUUUCAGAUGCUGUGUUUGGUUUUCCAUCUGAGAUUUCAUGGUCUCUUGCAGCAGAGCUCCCACCUCCGUAUACUGCCAUUGCAAGUCCAGAUGCCAGUGGUGUUCCUGUCAUAAACUGCCGGGUGUGCCAGUCACUAAUCAAUUUGGAUGGCAAGCUACACCAACAUGUUGUUAAGUGCACAGUUUGCAAUGAAGCUACGCCAAUCAAAAACCCUCCUUCAGGGAAGAAGUAUGUUAGAUGCCAGUGUAAUUGUCUGCUUAUCUGUAAGGAUACAUCUCGGAAAAUAGGCUGCCCAAGACCAAACUGUAGACGCAUCAUUACUCUUGGUCCAGUAAUGCUGAUCCCAGAAGAGCAGCCAGCUCAGCCUGCCUUGCCAGUUCAACCAGAUGGAACUAGAGUGGUGUGUGGGCACUGUGGAAAUACUUUCCUUUGGAUGGAACUGAGGUUUAACACACUAGCAAAAUGCCCACACUGCAAAAAAAUGUAAGUUUUCUGUAUGCAAGAUUGUAUAAACUAACUUUGUU
Meleagris gallopavo (turkey) is the source of this 529-nucleotide messenger RNA. Lineage: Eukaryota; Metazoa; Chordata; Aves; Galliformes; Phasianidae. The record is from RefSeq and is a predicted model, not a curated record.